Thermothelomyces thermophilus ATCC 42464 is the source of this 903-nucleotide messenger RNA. RefSeq lists its product as uncharacterized. NCBI's taxonomy places the organism in Eukaryota, Fungi, Ascomycota, Sordariomycetes, Sordariales, Chaetomiaceae. Bases 104 to 562 code for a protein of 152 amino acids. The record is from RefSeq and is a predicted model, not a curated record. The transcript has a single exon.
UUCUCAUCGUUCUUACUGCGUAUGUUGCUAAUCUACCCGAGUUUCAGCAUUUCCAGAAGUUCCGCCGACCUGGUGAUUGGUAGUCUUGAAAGUUUGCACGAAUAUGCAGCAGCACACAGCGCGGGGCGUGCCAGGAUCGAAAGUCUGCGAUGGCUAUACAGGUUCCGUCCCAGCGUCUUUGCCCAACCUAUAUCGUUACGGUAGUCCCGACCUUUCGGCCGCGCAAACACCCGCCGCCGUGCUUCCAUGCGGCGCGGGCCCAGACUAUGAGUUCCUCCAGCUCCACGAGGCAUGGGGCUUCGACACCCCUGCGAUAGGCAGCUCAGAAGUCCAAAGUAACGUUUGGGCGGAAGCCGGUCGCCAGGCAGCCGGUCGCCAGGAAGCCGGGGUUUCCACGUACCCUGUUGCAUGUGUCAACUCCCUGCCCGCGGAGAUAGCAUACUCCCGAAGAACCGGGCCUGAUUCGAACUGCGGACCUGCGCCCUUCCCAGGCGAACAAGCUCAAAGGGGUCUUGACGACAGAUGGUGGUUUCAUGGUGAAGAAGCAAGUACUCAAGAUUGAUGAAUCUGUGAUUUGUUUUUUUUUCUCUCCUUCAGAGCCCAAAGAAAAGUAUAGAAGGGGAAAAGUGGUGGAACGGGGGGGAAUGAAAUUUGAUGGGCGCUGUCGUUCGGGUGCCGAAAAGGACUGAUUAUCGGCCCGACAUGUUGUUGAGGACGCAAUUUGACACUGAACAACUGUCACGAGGUAUUCUGGGUCACACAGGUUAAUGUAAACCCCCCGGUGUGUGACCACUGGCAAGUUACCGCCUGUGAUUAGUUGGUACACAUUGGCAGAUAGAAACGAGGUUUUUGGAGGUUGUUGGAGUUUGUUGCUCUGGGGCAUACUGAUAAAUGCAUAAGGUA